AUGUCAGACGACGACUCUUCAGCCUUGUCUUCUGUCGAUUCGCUUUCUCCACCGCCAUCUGGAGACGAGUCCGACGUUCAAUUAAAGCGACAGGAUGGCAUCUUGAAGUUCUUCCACGCCGUACCUAAGAAGGACGAGGCUGCACCCAAGGAAGACUCACCACCACCUCGCAAGCGAGAACCUUCUCCGCCUCAUGAAUAUGUUCUCGCGGAUAAUCCAGACAUUGCCUUCAUUGUUAUGUUUAGAGCCAAAUUCAACGAUAUUUUCUCAAAGAACCUAGCAACAUUUGGACCUCAGGAACUCGAACGAGAGAUUGUCGACUCAACCCCGGGUGAUCGAGUGGAGCUGUUUUUGUGCGCCAUCUUGAAGCUCCUCCUCAAUCGCCAGCAAGAGAUCAAAAUUGGACACUACAACAGAGCAGUCGAGGAUGCGAUCAAAACCCACGAAUCGUCAUGGCCAUCGAGCUGGAACGGAAAGAGCCCUCUGGCUGGCGGAGCGACGUUUGCCUCAAUGACACCAGUUCAGAGACUUGACCUCCUUCGAACAUUCAUCCUUUGGACGAUGCAGUACUGCAAGACUGUCAAGGACAUCAUCGACUCUGCUUACAAGAAUAAACGCAUGGACGACGACCUGAACCAACCCCUUUCAGUUCAGCCUCUGGGCUCCGACAGCGACAGACGGCGGUACUUUCUGGUUGAAGGCCCCGGAGACACAUCCUUCCGUAUAUAUCGCGAGAGCAAUCCUGCCGGUUUCCAACGUACAUGGUGGAGUGUCGCCGGUAGCAUAGAGGAGGUCAAUGCCCUGACAGAUAAGCUGUUGACCGAUGAUGGUGGGCCCAAGGCGCGCAAACUGAGCCAAAGGUUACAAGAUCACAUACCACAUUUUGAGGAUGCGCUUGAGAAACUGAGACGUCGCGAAUACCGUCUCGCACGCAAGCAGCAGUUCAAGCGCCCCGAGCCGGGCUUCUCCCUCUAUGAAGGCCGAACACGAGGCAAGCGUGCAAAGUACACUUUCGAUGAAGACGACUACGAUUUCAACAGCGACUCGACUGCGACGAGAAGAUCUACGCGCCAUGGUACGCAAACGCCGGCCGAGCCUGCCGGCCCCGUCACAACAUCACGGGGCCGUCAGAUACGGGCACCGAACCGGCUGAACGCCGAUAUGCUAGGCAGUGCUCCCGGGGCCACGGACAGCGUAGCAUCCUAUGAUGGCGACACCGAGAUGAAAGAUGACGGCGUGUCCGCAGGGCCGAAUGGUAGGCCACGCCGCUCUGCCGCUGUCAACCACGGAACGAACGGCUGGUCGGGAAAGUCAUCUAACAAAAAGGCCAAUGGGAGUGACGAAUUUGACUCGGACGCGCCCGAUGAUGAUAGUGAGCCUGACUUUGGUGAUGAUGAAGAGGGUGACGAGCAUGUUCCUGACGAGAGUGAGGAUGACGACGAUGAAUUUGAGGAAGACGCGGACAUGCUCGAUGGCGACGAAGUCGACUCGAGCUUAGUGGUGAAACUUCCAGUGAAGGUCUCAUAUGACCGUCAUACUGGCAGGUACACCAAGGCAGAUAAAUCCGCCGAGAAGCUGACUGGUGACAACGCGCAAGUAAGCCCAAGCAGUUCCGAGAGCAGCAAGCCCGGCGAGACGGUGCAGCGUCAAGCAACACCACCAAGACUAGAACGACCGCAGGUUACUCUCCAAUCUCCUAUUCCCGACGAUGACGACGGCGUUUCAGUUGGUAGGAAGCCGGAUCAAACCAAGUCUACAAAUAAGCCUCUUGCGCAAUCUAGCUCGGGUGCCAACGACCCUGGGCGUGAUUUGCCAACCACAUCUUUGGCGAUUCGAAGCCCGGAGAAGACAUCGCAACUUGCAACCCCGAUUGAUGUUUAG
This is a messenger RNA of Pyricularia pennisetigena, 1881 nucleotides long. RefSeq lists its product as uncharacterized. The coding region runs from base 1 to 1881 and encodes 626 amino acids. The record is from RefSeq and is a predicted model, not a curated record. Lineage: Eukaryota; Fungi; Ascomycota; Sordariomycetes; Magnaporthales; Pyriculariaceae. The transcript has 5 exons.